Messenger RNA from Cladophialophora immunda, 937 nucleotides. RefSeq lists its product as uncharacterized. The record is from RefSeq and is a predicted model, not a curated record. Lineage: Eukaryota; Fungi; Ascomycota; Eurotiomycetes; Chaetothyriales; Herpotrichiellaceae. The coding region runs from base 317 to 625 and encodes 102 amino acids. The transcript has 2 exons.
CCGCGACUUUCACACUGGCAGUUAGAUACAAAGUUAGACCGACCUGUUGCAUCUUUUCUUCAAUAGCGUGGUCUUCGCAUUUUAUUCUCUUACCAUCUCCGCAUCACCCUACAGCUGCUGCGCCCUCCUACACCGACCCGGUACGUGAAACGUGAUGGCGACUUUCACCUUCGGCCGAUACAAUCCAGGAUGAAACCCUUGAAAAAUCACCCUCCCAAGUCUUCUCGCGAUACAAAGAUAAUGCCCUCCUGGAGGCGACAGUUAUGCAGCCAAUGAGAAAGAGGAGGGACCUUGGCGAGACAAAGGUGUUGAAAAAAUGAGAAGGCUUAAAAGUUGCAGGCGAUCGGGAUUUCUGCAGGAUAAUCUAUUUAUUAGAUAUCUCGGCGUGGACAAUGAAGGUGCCGACGGUGCUUUCAUGUGCUUCUUGGUAACACGGCUUUGCAAUAAAUAUAGCGAGUUGUGCACCUCCGGCGAAGAAAAUGCAACGCAGCUUAUCGACCUUUGCGCCGUCGCAGUUGUCGCAUGUGGACGACGCCAUCAAGCCUCCUUUGGUCUCUACCGGCCUCGCUGCUCCUUCUCCUCUGCCUACUACAGAGCCAGCACCUCCCCGGGAAGGCGACAGUAAUUGAAUUUCAAUCUGAGGAAACAAGCUGCGCAACCUCAUUCCAGGGCUCAAUACUAUUUUUUAGUGGGGGGAGGGGUUCUCCACAGAAGUUGAGAGAAAUUUGUGGAUACUCAGACCUGAAACUUCGUUCAUAUCUACCCAGAUGCUAGCAGCUUCAUACCUAUCUACAGCUUUCAGCUUCAAGAAUAGUUGUCCCUGUUGUCCGUUUGGUGGGUUUCAGGUGCUAGUAUCAUCCCUGCUUCCGGACUCACAAGUCGUGUGAUGAGACGGUCUCGUCCAUCGGCUGCAUGCUGGUGAAGAUAGUAAUGUCGG